Messenger RNA from Megalops cyprinoides (Indo-Pacific tarpon), 1848 nucleotides. It is a transcript of the gene fhl1a, whose product is annotated as four and a half LIM domains 1a. The record is from RefSeq and is a predicted model, not a curated record. The transcript has 6 exons. The coding region runs from base 6 to 986 and encodes 326 amino acids. Gene Ontology annotation, molecular function: transmembrane transporter binding. Gene Ontology annotation, biological process: muscle organ development. Lineage: Eukaryota; Metazoa; Chordata; Actinopteri; Elopiformes; Megalopidae.
AGGGGAUGUGGAGACAGCUUCACAUCGGCUUGGUGGACGUUACGGACUCUUCCUUUCUGGUUGGAACCCCUCUCUCGCCCUCUCGCCCGGAUCCAGACAUGAGCUACAGGCACUCAGGUCCGAGGAGCUACCUCAGCGCGACCAUGACGGAUCGCUUCGACUGCUUCUACUGCCGUGACAACCUGCACGGGAAGAAGUAUGUGAAGAAGGACGAGAAGCACGUGUGUGUCCGCUGCUUCGACAAGCUGUGCGCCAACACCUGCGCCGAGUGCCGCCGCCCCAUCGGCGCCGACGCCAAGGAGCUGCACCAUAAGAACCGCUACUGGCACGAGGACUGCUUCCGCUGCGUUAAGUGCUACAAGCCGCUGGCUAACGAGCCCUUCUCCAUGAAAGAUGACAAGAUCAUGUGUGGGAAGUGCGGUCCCCGUGACGACGCCCCCCGCUGCCAGGCCUGCUACAAGUGCGUGCUGCCAGGCUCUCAGAAUGUGGAGUACAAGCACAAGGUGUGGCAUGAGGAGUGCUUCACCUGCCUCCUGUGCAAGCAGCCUAUUCGCUCCCAGAGCUUCCUGACCAAGGGAGACGACAUCUACUGCUCCCCCUGCCAUGAGAAGAAGUUUGCCAAGCACUGCGUCCACUGCAAGGAGGCCAUCACCUCCGGGGGGAUAACCUACCAGGACCAGCCCUGGCACUCCGAGUGCUUCGUGUGCUGCAACUGCAGCAAGGCCCUGGCCGGGGGCCGCUUCACCUCCCAGGAGGACAAGGUUUACUGCGUGGACUGCUUCAAGACCUCGGUGGCCAAGAAGUGCUGCGGAUGCCAGAACGCCAUCACAGGUUUUGGCAGGGGGACCAACGUGGUGAACUACGAGGGCAACUGUUGGCACGAGUACUGCUUCAACUGCAAGAAGUGCUCCCUGUCCCUGGCCAACAAGCGCUUCGUCCUCCACGGAGAGGACAUCUACUGCUCCGACUGCGCCAAGAAGCUGUGAGCACGGCCAGGGGCAGGAGCAGGAGCUGGGGAGGGCCACACCCGCAGCUCCCCUUCCGGCUGGCCUUGUGUAGUGGAAACGCAAGAGUAUGAAAACUAAACCCGCAGUGAGUCAUCCGCUUUAGUGCUGCAGCUGAAUAGGCAGCCAGAUCACGGGCAUUGCAAAGGAGUCCCAACAGUAGGGACACUGCAGGCUUGUCUUUUCAAAUGGUACAAAAAUACAUCUAGGAUACAAUUAGAUGGGAUUUAAAAGAUGAGGUUUAACUGGAGGUCACUAGAAGCAGAGAGUGAUAUCUGGUAGAAAGUGAGCUUUGCAAAACCAUGUACUCCUCAGCUGCUACCUGAAUCAGUUAAUUGCUCCUUGGGUUUUUAAAGUCAGUUAAACACACGCAUGCACCUCUUGAUAAUCAUUUACCUGUUUUAACAUACUAUUUAGUCACUUGCUUCGAUGGCAUGCAACAUGCAACUUUUCAUAAGAUUAAGAUCUCCAACUUCUGCUAGCCUCUUUUUGGGGACAGAAGCCUCACGUUUUUUGCUGUACUGGAAGUUGUUCUAAGAUGAAUAUACAAUAUAAGUAAAAUGCUGUGGUUUAACAAAUAUUAGCUUUUUCUGAACUAACAUCUAGUGCUAAGAAUUGGAAUUUCGCAUUAAUGUGGACCUGUGAUAACUGUAAAAGGUCCGAACUAAAAAUCACAUUUUGGAGUAUUCUUUCUCUGGCUAACCUAUGUUUUACAUGUGUAGUUUCCAGGUGGAACUGCCUUCUGUUAAGAUAAAAGUGCAAACUCAUUUCCUUACAGCAUUUUGCAGUGGAUUGUGUGUUGGGGAAAUGCAUUCUAAAAACAUAAUAAAGAAAGUGGAAACUA